This is a messenger RNA of Hypanus sabinus (Atlantic stingray), 2065 nucleotides long. RefSeq names its product sideroflexin-1. Gene Ontology annotation, cellular component: mitochondrial inner membrane. Gene Ontology annotation, molecular function: monoatomic ion transmembrane transporter activity. Bases 226 to 1194 code for a protein of 322 amino acids. The transcript has 12 exons. NCBI's taxonomy places the organism in Eukaryota, Metazoa, Chordata, Chondrichthyes, Myliobatiformes, Dasyatidae. Gene Ontology annotation, biological process: monoatomic ion transport; serine import into mitochondrion. The record is from RefSeq and is a predicted model, not a curated record.
GAACGUCUCCCCAUACACGUGUCCGUUCAGUUGGGCUCGCGCGCUGUCAGCGGCAGCACUUCCGGGUGAAGCGCUUCACCGAUCUGUGGCACUGCUGACUGGAAAGUGGCAGCGAGAGCGGCGAGCGGUGUGGUGCAGUUCAUGUUAAAUAUUUCUUCUCGAAUUCACUAAGACCAGUUCAUCGUCACCAUUUCCUUUCAAGAUCAGCCAGUUCAGGGUUGUAAGAUGACUGAAAAACUGUCAUUGAAUAUCAAUAUUAAAGAGCCACGAUGGGACCAGAGUACUUUUAUUGGGAGAGCAAAGCACUUCUUCACAGUUACUGACCCCAGGAACAUUCUUCUAUCAAAUACCCAUUUGGAGAAAGCUAGAAAGAUAAUACAUGAUUAUAGACAAGGUAUCUUAACUCCUGGGCUUACAGAAGAUGACCUUUGGAAAGCAAAGUAUAUCUACGAUUCUGCAUUUCAUCCAGAUACGGGAGAAAAGAUGAUUCUUAUCGGUAGAAUGUCAGCUCAAGUACCAAUGAACAUGACAAUUACCGGAUGCAUGAUGACUUUCUAUCAGACUACUCCAGCAGUGGUAUUCUGGCAGUGGAUUAAUCAAUCCUUUAAUGCUAUAGUGAACUAUACGAACAGAAGUGGAGAUGCGCCAAUAACUAUAAACCAGCUUGGUGCAGCCUAUGUUUCUGCUACAACAGGUGCAGUAGCAACAGCUCUUGGCCUUAAUUCACUAACUAAGCGUGUGACACCUCUAAUAGGACGCUUUGUUCCAUUUGCUGCAGUAGCUGCUGCCAACUGUAUAAACAUUCCUUUGAUGAGACAGAGAGAAUUAAAACAUGGAAUACCAAUAACAGAUGAGAAUGGCAACCGACUGGGAGAAUCAACAAAAGCUGCUCAACAAGCUAUCGUACAAGUAAUCAUCUCUAGGAUUCUUAUGGCUGCUCCUGGCAUGGCUAUCCCUCCAUUUAUAAUGAAUACAUUGGAAAGGAAAGCCUUUUUAAAGCGAUUCCCCUGGAUGAGUGCACCAAUUCAAGUGGGUUUGGUAGGAAUCUGCUUAGUAUUUGCUACACCUCUUUGUUGUGCAUUGUUCCCACAGAAAAGCUCUAUGUCUGUGAGUCGUCUUGAACAUGAUAUUCAAGAAAAAGUUAAAGAGGCCAGCCCUGGACUGGAAUGUGUUUACUUCAACAAAGGAUUGUAAAAGCACAAAAUGAUGAAAGAAAAACAGCAAGCAAUCCAGUUUGUAGUGAGUUCAAUGUGACAGAACUUAAAACUAUGUUUUUGUCUUAACCCAUUUGUACUUUUACAUAGUUUUUUUCCAGAAACCUUAUUUAAUAAUCUAAAAAUACUAAUCUAAACUAAUAAUGGUUGAUAGUAGUUUCAGAUAAAACUAUUUCAAAAAGGCAACAGUUUGUGCUGCCUACAUUUAUGUUGUCUGUUUCUAAAAUAACUUAUACCAGUGUAAGCCCCUCAAUCAACUGACACAACACAAAACAUUACUACAUUGCCCAUUUACUACAACAAUGUUCAUCCUGUUAGUGUUUGUACUGUGUUUGUGGUUAUACCAAGUGUUAACAUUUACUAAUUAGAUUAGAACAGAAAAUAGAUCUUGUAACUAUGUCAAAAUGUUAUGCAAAUAUAAUUGUAUUAGAAAUUAGCAUAAACAUUUCACUUCAAAUUUAUGUUUCAGGGCUGUAUGUGAAAAGAUCAGAAGGUAAUUUUCCAAAAGCUAAAUUGUGUACUGUCUGAGCUUCUGCCACUUGAAUAAAUUUUAAACUCCAGAUUGAGUAUAAAGGACUAAAUACUUGAAAUAAUAUGGAACUUGAUAUCUCUGUUCGAAAGAUGAUCAUGGCUUUAAUGAUAAUUUCAUUGGCACGUGCAAUAAGCCUGCAAUGUUGCAGUACAAGCACAUUCUUUAAAAUACUUUACGUUCCUAAAUAUUUAAUGCCUUCAGGAUUUUUAAGAUUACGUCGUGAUUAUAGUACAAUUUUAAUACAAAAAGUAUAUUGUCUUUGCAAUCUUUCAAUCAAUGAAAGUAUUAUUUAGAUGAAACUGGAAAAUAAAAUGAAGAA